Molecule: messenger RNA, 2863 nt
Organism: Linum trigynum
Lineage: Eukaryota; Viridiplantae; Streptophyta; Magnoliopsida; Malpighiales; Linaceae
Source: the annotation of a GenBank genome assembly
AUUUUGAAUUCAGAAAUUCUGAUCUCAUCGCCCAUAAUAGCUUUAUAUUUUUCGUCCUAACCUGACGAGACACCCAUAAAAAAAAUAAAAACAAAAGUAAAAGGGUUCCCUAUGUAAAUUUUUUUUUUUUUCUAGUUUAGCCGAACGAGUUUGGAACUUUGUUCUGGCCGGAUGGAAGUGUUGUCGACGUUUACAACGUCCAUUUCUGUGUCUUACUCUUUGUUUCUAAUCUCUAUUAGUGCUUAUGAUGUCGUACAAUUUUUAUUAAUUGUAGCGCGGUUUAAUCAUGCACUAUAGUGAUCGAGCCGGCAUAAAAACGGUGUUUUAAUUAAACUGCUUUAAUUUGUUAGUAUACUAUUAUUAUUACACUUCGAGAUCUUACUCUCUCAGCCUUUUUAUAAUUUUGGUAGAAUUUCAUAAAUAUAGAGUUUUUAUUGUAGUUUAAUGAUAUUGAAACGACUAGAACGUAAAAAUUGUACCUUUUUGUUGAAUUGUAUCUCGAAAACCUAACUGACACGACGACGACGAAGAAGAUGAUAUGCGAGUGUGUGAUUGAACACAAUUUUAUUUAAUCGAGUGAAUUAACACAAUUCAAUUUUAUAAUUCGCGCGGUUUAAAUCGUUAAAUGCGCAAUUUAAUUUACACUUAAAGCAUCUCAACUAUUGAACCAUGUGCUCACAAAGAAAUUGUGUGAGGAACACGAACUUUUCAGUGACGAAAGUUUACUUUUUGUGACUAGAUACAUGAACGGCGACGACUACGAAGGCGGCUUCGACCGAUCGGACAUCGAGGGCCUCAUGAACAACAUCGAGACCAACUUCACCAACUGGACCCAGGCCUUCGCCGCCAUGGUCGUCGGCGGCCACGCCCCCGCCGCCGUCGACAAGUUCGCCGCGUCCCUGCGGCGGAUGAGGCCGGAGGUGGCCCUCGCCGCCGCCAAAACCGUGUUCUACUGCGACCACAGGGACGUGCUGGAGAAAAUCUCCACUCCGACCACCAUCGUGCAGACGACGCGCGACGUCGCCGUGCCGACGUCGGUGGCUUACUUCAUGCAGGAGAGGAUCAGGGGGAAGUCGACGGUGGAGAUCAUGGACACCGACGGCCAUUUUCCUCAUCUCACGGUGCCGAAGGAGCUGCUUGGUUUGCUUGGCGGAGUUCUUGGGUUUGAAAGCUAAUUGAUCACAAGUUGUGAUCUAAAUGUUGAUUAUUAUACGACUAAACGUUUAUAUAUUAAUUAAUUAAUGUUAGGGUGUGUUUGGUUGGCUAUGUUUUGUUUUAGGGUUUUCUUUGUGUGUGUAUGGAUGUAGAGAGCAAUUGGUAUGGGUGAUGUAUGAGAUAAAUAAUGACAUUGUUGUUGUUUGUGGGUUCUCCAUAUAUCACUAAUUACCAUUGGAUUUUAGGGAGGAGGGGGGAGGGAUAUAUUGUGUUUCGAUUUGAUGUUAUGGGGUUGAUUUUUGUAGAAUGUUUUCAUUAUGUCUAUAUAUAUAUAUAUAUAAAAGAUAAAGAGUGGAGAUUCUAGUUAUGGUGUGUUGUGUGUUCUAGGAGUCGUAUAAAAUCUAUAAUUAAUAUUAUCUCAACAUUUUGAGUUAUUUUGAUAAGAUUGGGUGCGUGAUAUGAUAUGGCAUGACAAGGGACAUGUGUUUGAAUCUCCAUGGCUGAUAAUAUAAUCAGUAAUUGAUUUAAGGACAAUGUAUGUAUGAUGGGCGCAUGAGUAAACUUCAAGCAGUGAUUUGACUUUCGUUUGAGGGGCAUGUCAAGAGAGUGAUAUAUAAUUCGUUUAUGAAGUUUUUUUUCUCUCUCUUUAUGUAUAAUAGUUAGAUAUUGACGUAUUUUUCUUUGAAUAAUAUAUAAGAAUGUGUCGACUUAGUGGAUUUUUUUUUGUCUUUAUGUAAAAUAAUUAGAUGUCGACGUACUUUCUUUAAACAAUUUAUAAGAAUGAGUCAACCCAGUGGUGGAACUAUGUGUAGUUCAGGAAGGGCUACACCGCUAUAGCCUCCCUCCGAGUUUGAUUUUUAGGUUAUAAUUUGUAUAUUCAUACAUUGAGAAACCAUAGAAAAUGGUAGGAUGGGGCUAGUAGCCUCUCAUAGAUUUAGGUUCAAUCUUCGAAAAUGGUUGUAAUUUGCUGUCUUCAGCCCGACCUCACUCCAAUUCUUUGGUUCUCUACUGAAUCGACCUGUCCCCUCUUGUACCUGUGCAGAUAUUACUCAACCUGAUAUGUACUUAGUACAAGACGAAAAUAUAAAUAUUGGAGUACCCGCCCGCCUCAUUGCGACCAGUCCGAGUUUAUUGUGAUGAACCGUAACCCACGAUUCAAGGGUUUUGCUUGUAGCUCACAAGCGAGAGAAAGACGUUAGUGUCUAUCAAACUUUGAUUUAUUUGAUUGACAUGAAACUAACGUCAAAGAUUCAUAUUUAUAGGCUUAGGAAAUCCUAAUACGUAACUUAAUCCUACCCGAAUACCCUUACUACUCGGCUACCCCUAACCCAGAACAUACAAGGAAAACCCAAACCAAAAGGAAAGACACUCCUAGCCGAAAUCCGAAAACAACCAAAAGCCCAAACCGAAAAUACUCUCAUCAUAUUGUAUACACAUUGAUCCAAUUUGAGGAGAAUUCUGCUCCUUUGUAUCUAUCAAUGCUUAUAUAUGCUUAUCUUGAUAGGUAUAUACGUUCCCUUCGAAGUAAUAAAGAAACGGUAUUGCUUACUCAAUGUGGUUGCGUAAUAACUUUUGAGAAUGAAGACAAAUCGUCCCUUCUCGACAUCAAAAGGCCAUGAAGCAGCAAACGUGAGCGUAGACAUAUAUUAUUGUACGUUGCGCUAGAAAGCUGAUGAAGAUUCCAGUGAAAUGAAAGCAAAAAGUAGAU